UUUCAGGCCCAUAACUUGAAUGACCAAAUUUUCUUCUCUCUCAUAUACUGUCUUGAGGAAAAAGCAAAAACGAAAUUCACCCCCUUUGUCUCCUCUGAUACUGAAACACAGCGAGGCAGACAUCACUGCACCCAUCUCUGUAAUUUCGAGAAGCCGAGUUUGCAAAAUGUUCAGGAAUCAAUACGACACCGACGUGACGACGUGGUCGCCGGCGGGGCGGCUGUUCCAAGUGGAGUACGCGAUGGAGGCGGUGAAGCAGGGCUCCGCGGCGAUUGGGCUGAGAUCGAAGACCCACGUGGUGCUCGCCAGCGUCAACAAGGCCAGCUCGGAGCUCUCCUCGCACCAGAAGAAGAUCUUCAAGGUCGACGACCACAUCGGCGUCGCCAUCGCCGGCCUCACGGCGGACGGCCGAGUGCUUUCCAGAUACAUGAGGAAUGAGUGCAUUAAUUAUUCCUAUACGUACGAGUCGCCGCUCCCCGUCGGCCGCCUUGUUGUUCAGCUGGCCGACAAGGCUCAGGUCUGCACACAACGGUCCUGGAAGCGGCCAUACGGUGUGGGCCUCCUGGUGGGCGGCCUAGACGAGUCCGGGGCCCACCUCUACUACAACUGCCCGAGUGGCAACUAUUUCGAAUACCAGGCUUUUGCAAUCGGGUCGAGGUCCCAGGCUGCCAAGACGUACCUCGAGCGCAAGUUCGAGACUUUUACGGACUCGUCUCGUGAUGACCUUAUCAAAGGCGCUCUAUUCGCGCUGCGCGAGACCUUACAGGGAGAGAAGCUGUCGAGCUCCGUUUGCACGAUUGCAGUGCUUGGGAAAGGCGAGGCUUUUCACGUGCUGGAUCAGGAGACUGUACAAGGGCUCAUUAAUGAGUUUGAGGUGGCCGGAGAGGAGCCGGCGGCUGACGAUGCUGAGGCUGAGGCCGGUGGUGGAGAGGCGGCAGGUGAGGAGGGAACGGGGGCCGCUGCCCCCAUGGAUAUCUGAUGAGUUUUUCUCUUUUGGUUUUUAUUGGGAUUCAGUUUGUGUUGUUUUCUGAUGUUGUUUGACUGAAGGGAAUUGAUUUUAAGUAAUCUGUUGUUGAGGGGGAAGUGGGAAUGUGUUCUAUCUAUCUAUCUAUCUGUCAGCUGGGAUUUGCCUGUGGACUUGGUUAUAUUUGUGUUUUUCGGAUAAUGUUGGUAAGGUGUUGAUUAUGACGAUGAUGAUGAUAAUCUGUGGGUGUUUAAGAUUAAUUAUGUUGGUUGAAUUGGUUUGGGAAUUGGGAUUUGGUUUGUGGGACGUUGAAGCUCAUCAGGCUGAGAUGUUCUCUUUGGCUUUGGGGUUUAGUAAUUGUUUUCUUUGGUUACAGACAGUGGUUAGGUUAGGUUGGCUUCUGGUUUUAUGUUCUCUUGCAAUGGUUUUUCUUACACUAAAUCAUAACACAUUUUUUAGUACAUCUAUAGCUUCGUAUGUACACUAUAAUGGUUUAAAAUAAAGAUUCACA
Molecule: messenger RNA, 1475 nt
Organism: Striga asiatica
Lineage: Eukaryota; Viridiplantae; Streptophyta; Magnoliopsida; Lamiales; Orobanchaceae
Source: the annotation of a GenBank genome assembly